This is a messenger RNA of Sardina pilchardus (European sardine), 4579 nucleotides long. It is a transcript of the gene rps6kal, whose product is annotated as ribosomal protein S6 kinase a, like. NCBI's taxonomy places the organism in Eukaryota, Metazoa, Chordata, Actinopteri, Clupeiformes, Clupeidae. The transcript is spliced from 22 exons. The coding region runs from base 223 to 2445 and encodes 740 amino acids. Gene Ontology annotation, biological process: intracellular signal transduction; peptidyl-serine phosphorylation. The record is from RefSeq and is a predicted model, not a curated record. Gene Ontology annotation, molecular function: magnesium ion binding; ATP binding; protein serine/threonine kinase activity.
GUAGCACGGUGGCGGCGGCCAUAUUCGCUUCUAUGGGAAAGUAAAGGGGUGCCCGGUGUGCGUAUGGUUCAGCCAAAUAGCCUGUCACUCAGCUACCCUCCACCUCCCCAGAGCAGUAGCGCAAGGCCCACCGCUUUCCACCCACAUUUGUUUAUCUAACAGGGAUAACGACGCCUGCAAAACGAAGAAAUGCUGCGUGAAACGAGGCUCUAGUGCGUCUAGAUGAUGCCUUUUGUCCAGCCACAAGAUUCCUGGCACAAAAUGGAGGUGCAUAGCGUCAGUAGCGAGGUCAAUGGGCAUCAGAUCAUAGAUGAGCCUAUGGAGGAGGGAGACUCUCUCUCACACUGUGAUGAGGGGGCGUAUAAGGAGAUUCCCAUCACCCAUCACGUGAAGGAGGGGUGUGAGAAGGCCGACCCCUGCCAGUUCGAGCUGCUCAAGGUGCUGGGCCAGGGCUCCUUCGGAAAGGUGUUCCUGGUGCGCAAGAUAGUGGGUCCUGAUGCUGGUCAGCUCUAUGCAAUGAAAGUGCUGAAAAAGGCGUCGCUGAAAGUGAGGGACAGAGUUCGCACAAAGAUGGAGAGGGAUAUUCUGGUCGAGGUGAAUCAUCCCUUCAUUGUGAAGUUGCACUAUGCCUUUCAGACAGAAGGGAAGCUCUAUUUAAUUUUGGAUUUUCUCAGGGGUGGAGAUGUAUUUACUCGUUUAUCCAAAGAGGUAAUGUUUACAGAAGAGGAUGUGAAAUUCUACCUUGCAGAGCUGGCCCUUGCCUUGGAUCACCUCCACAACCUAGGCAUUGUUUACAGAGACCUGAAGCCUGAAAACAUUUUGCUUGAUGAAGCUGGACAUAUCAAGUUAACAGACUUCGGGCUUAGUAAAGAAUCAGUAGAUCAGGAUAAGAAGGCCUACUCCUUCUGUGGUACGGUAGAAUACAUGGCCCCAGAGGUAGUCAACCGGAGGGGCCACACGCAGAGCGCCGACUGGUGGUCACUCGGGGUACUGAUGUUUGAAAUGUUAACGGGGACAUUACCAUUCCAAGGCAAAGACCGAAAUGAAACUAUGAACAUGAUUCUCAAAGCGAAGUUGGGAAUGCCACAGUUCUUAAGUUUGGAAGCACAGAGUCUGUUACGGAUGCUCUUUAAACGGAACCCAGCUAAUCGACUAGGAGCAGGUCCUGACGGCGUGGAGGAGAUCAAGCGACACGCAUUCUUCUCCACUAUAGACUGGAAUAAACUGUUCCGCAGAGAACUGCAGCCUCCGUUCAAGCCGGCGGCAGGAAAGCCAGAUGACACCUUCUGCUUCGACCCAGAGUUCACAGCCAAGACCCCCAAAGACUCCCCGGGCAUACCUCCCAGUGCAAACGCUCACCAGCUCUUCAAAGGCUUCAGCUUCGUAGCACCAGCUUCCUUAGAGGACAGCAAAAGCUCCCCCAUGGUCAACAUACUCCCCAUAGUACAGAUGCACAGUGGCUCGGCGCAGUUCUCGGACGUAUACGAGCUGAAGGAGGACAUCGGCGUGGGCUCCUACUCCAUCUGCAAGCGCUGCAUCCAUAGAGUCACCUCCAUGGAGUUUGCUGUCAAGAUUAUAGACAAAAGCAAGAGAGACCCUUCAGAAGAGAUUGAGAUUCUCAUGCGAUACGGACAGCAUCCGAACAUCAUCACGCUUAAAGACGUGUAUGACGAGGGGCGUUUUGUGUACCUGGUGACGGAGCUGAUGAAGGGCGGGGAGCUGCUGGACCGUAUCCUGCGGCAGAAGUUCUUCUCUGAGCGCGAGGCCAGCGCCGUCCUGUACACCAUCGCCAAGACCGUCGACUACCUGCACUGCCAGGGGGUGGUGCACAGGGACCUGAAGCCCAGUAAUAUCCUGUACAUGGACGACUCGGGGAACCCGGACUCGAUCCGCAUCUGUGACUUUGGCUUCGCCAAGCAGCUGAGGGGGGACAACGGCCUGCUGCUGACGCCGUGCUACACUGCCAACUUUGUGGCACCAGAGGUACUGAUGAGGCAGGGCUACGAUGCUGCCUGUGACAUCUGGAGUCUGGGAGUCCUCCUCUACACCAUGCUGGCGGGCUACACCCCGUUCGCCAACGGCCCCAACGACACCCCUGAGGAGAUUCUGCUGCGGAUCGGCAGUGGGAAGUUCUCCCUCAGUGGAGGCAACUGGGAUACCGUCUCGGACUCCUCAAAGGACUUGCUGUCCCAUAUGCUCCAUGUGGACCCCCACCAGCGCUACUCAGCUGAGCAGGUGCUCAAGCACUCGUGGAUCGCCUGCCGCGACCAGCUCCCUCACUACCAGCUCACGCGGCACGACGCGCCACACCUGGUCAAGGGUGCGAUGGCUGCCACGUACUCUGCGCUGAGCCAUAAGACGUGUCAGCCGGUGCUGGAGCCGGUGGCGGCGUCCAGUCUGGCCCAGAGGCGCAGCAUGAAGAAGCUCACCUCCACCGACAUGUAGCAGCCGGACACACACACACACACACACACACACACACACACACACACACACACACCACCCCAAACACUCACCACUGCUGUUGCUCGCUCUGCUGCACCCUCUCUCCUCUCCUCUCCUCCUCUCCUCUCUCUCGUCUUCUCUCCUCUCCUCUCCUCUCUCAUGCUCUCUCCUCUCCUCUCUCUCCUUCUCCCUCCUCCUCUCCUCUCAUCUGUCUCCUCCUCCUCUCAUCUCCUCAUCCAUUCCCCUCUCCUCUCCUCUUGUCUACUCUCGUCUUCACUCUCCUCUAUCCUCCAGUCUUCUUCCUCCUUCUCUCUCUGCACUCUUCUUCUUUGUCUUUCAUCUGUUUUUUUCCUGUCAUCCUACAAACCCUAUUCCUUUCUUUUUCCUCCCUUUGUUUUCGCUCCUCCUGUCGUUCCUCUGGUGUCUCCUCUCUUUCUCGUGGACCUCUCCAACUGUUUCAUCUGUCUUUAUUUAUUUAUGUUUCUACUCCCCACCCCCCCUCGCCCCAAUCCAACCUAUCAACACACGCCUCGCUCCUUUGCCUCCUCUCUCAUUGGCUAGUUGGACCUCACUGUGUGUGACAUCAGCGAGGCUACAGGAACUCCAUGAUGAGAGGAAAUGCAUACAUGCACACAAACAAACAAACCGUUCUGCUGGGGAUUUAUGUGUGACUUUUUUGCAUUUUUUUGUCUUUUUAAAGAAAAAGAAAAAUAUAUUUUAUUUUUCUUCUCUGGUAUAUGCACUUUCUGCUCUCUCUCUCCCUCUCUCUCUCCCUCUCUCUCUCUCUCUCUCUCUCUCUCUCUCUCUAUCUCUCCUCGCUGUCUUUCCAUCACUCAUGCUGAGGCGAAAAAGAAGAAUAUUAAAAAAAAAAAAAAAAAACAGGAAAAAAAAGCACCAGCUAAAGAAACCUUCUCACUCACUGUGACCGGCUGUACCUGAAGCUGCUUCCCCACUAGAAAAAAAAAAAAGACGACGACAAGCGCAAACGAAAAAGAAAAAAAAGAAAAGAGAGGUAAAAGAGAAAAAAUAUAUACUGUGUACCACAUUUCACAGAUCAGUAGGCAUGUUGCUCUUAUCCAGUUAUCCCUCUCUGCCUGCUCAAUCCCUGAUUUAGGAUUCCCCUCUUCUCCCUUCUCACUGCCUCUCCCCGAGAAUUUAUUACCUGGCCAACGCUCUGCAGGCGAGCGACUCCGGCUUUAAACCGUUUAGCGUCGGAGUCAGAGACAGGAAGAACGACGCCCUCCCCCCCAUCCCCCCCCCCCCCCCCCCCCCUCACACACACACGCACACACACCCCGUCACCAGGAGGAUGAGCCCAGAUAGCUCACGUUACCUUAAGAAGCUGAGAAUAUUAUGUAUUUAAACGAAAAUAAACUAAGUAGGGAAGAAUUAGACUUCCAUACGCUUUAUAUUUAAAAAGGAAAAGAAAGAAAGUGUACAUAAUUUCACUUCUACCCAGGAGAUCGAAGGGAAGCGACUCUGUCAGCUUUGAACGUGUGAUCUGCCACCUUCGCAUAAAAUCUGUUCUCCAAAGCCCCCCUCCUCACCCACCCACCCACCCACCUACCCAUCGAUCCCCUUGAAGCACACGUUCACUUGCAAACCAGCUUGGCAAAGACCUUUUUUAAAUUAUAUUUUCUUUUUGUUUUUAUUUUUGUUGUUUGUUUUUCUGCCCCACCUCAAACCUCUCUCUUCUCGGUCUGCUGUUAUAUAGUUUUUUUUUGUUUUUUUUUACAUUUCUUUUCCGGUUGCUUUCUGGUGAUGUCUUCUUUAAGUUUACCUCUGUGUUGAAUAAAAAAAACAAACAAAAAAAGAUAUUAAUGAAAAAAAAAAAAAUGCGACAACUUUAACGAACGCAACUGAAGUUGGUAGGUCAGGUGCUUGUUGGAUCAGUGUUACUGCAGAGACUCUGGGGAUACGGGGAAGAGCAUCCUCUUCUCAUGGCGCGGCUGAAUUUGAAAACAAAACAAACGAAAAAAAUGACAAAAAAAAAUAUAAUAAUUUCCAUGAAUAUCUCCUCAAAAGACAUUGUGGAAAUUUGUAUCAUAUUGUAUUUAUUUCAUUUAAUUUUUAAAAUUCUAUUUUUCUUUCAAGUUCUGUAUAUAUUGACAUUAAAGAUCAUUAUUGACAUGCA